AUGUUAUACACCGACCCAACCACCCCGACCCAUCCACCCCUACCCAUCCACCUCUACCCAACCACCCCUACCCAUCCACCCCUACCCAUCUACCCCGACCCAUCCACCCCUACCCAACCACCCCUACCCAUCCACCACUACCCAUCUACCCCGACCCAUCCACCCCACCCAUCCACCCCUACCCAACCACCCCUACCCAUCCACCACUACCCAUCUACCCCGACCCAUCCACCCCGACCCAUCCACCCCUACCCAUCCACCCCUACCCAUCCACCCCGACCCAUCCACCUCUACCCAACCACCCCUACCCGUCCACCCCGACCCGUCCACCCCGACCCGUCCACCCCGACCCGUCCACCCCUACCCGUCCACCCCGACCCGUCCACCCCGACCCGUCCACCCAUACCCGUCCACCCAUACCCAUCCACCCAUACCCAUCCACCCCGACCCAUCCACCUCUACCCGACCACCCCUACCCAACCACCCCAACCCAACCACCCCGACCCAUCCACCCCGACCCAUCCACCCCUACCCAUCCACCUCUACCCAUCCACCCCUACCCAUCCACCCCGACCCAUCCACCCCGACCCAUCCACCCCUACCCAUCCACCCCUACCCAUCCACCCCUACUCAUCCACCCCUACCCAUCCACCCCUACCCAUCCACCCCUACACAUCCACCCCGACCCAACCACCCCGACCCAUCCACCCCGACCCAUCCACCCCUACCCAUCCACCCCGACCCAUCCACCCCUACCCAUCCACCCCUACCCAACCACCCUGA
Molecule: messenger RNA, 783 nt
Organism: Salmo salar (Atlantic salmon)
Lineage: Eukaryota; Metazoa; Chordata; Actinopteri; Salmoniformes; Salmonidae
Source: RefSeq, a predicted model, not a curated record